Messenger RNA from Corylus avellana, 794 nucleotides. NCBI's taxonomy places the organism in Eukaryota, Viridiplantae, Streptophyta, Magnoliopsida, Fagales, Betulaceae. The record is from RefSeq and is a predicted model, not a curated record.
CGCUGCAAGACAGCACAAGUAGCUGCGUUUCUAGAAGGUUUGUUACUCGAAAUCUAGGGCUUGAUCUUUUCUGUGAAGAGAUUAUAGGGAAGCUGUGAGGUUUUCUUAUUUAUUUCUAGUGUUAGGGUUUAAGACGAAUCGUAGAGGGAAGUAAGAAAAAGAAGAAGAAAAUCAUGCACGCACCGGUGCUUGUUCUCAAGGACUCUUUGAAACGCGAGUCCGGAGGCAAGGUGCAACAUGCUAAUAUCCAGGCUUCCAAGGCUGUUGCUGACAUUAUUCGCACUACAUUGGGUCCAAGAUCCAUGUUGAAGAUGCUACUCGAUGCUUCUGGAGGAAUUGUGGUGACUAAUGAUGGAAAUGCUAUUUUGCGUGAGUUAGAUAUUGCACACCCGGCUGCAAAGUCAAUGAUUGAACUAAGCCGCACGCAAGAUGAAGAAGUGGGAGAUGGAACAACAUCAGUCAUCGUUCUUGCUGGUGAAAUGCUCCACGUUGCAGAAGCAUUUAUUGACAAAAAUUACCAUCCUACCGUUAUCUGCCGAGCCUACAACAAAGCUUUGGAGGAUGCCAUUGCUGUGCUUGACCAAAUUGCGAUGCCCAUUGAUGUGAAGGACCGUGGAACAAUGUUGGGGCUGGUGAAGAGCUGUAUAGGCACAAAAUUCACUAGUCAGUUUGGGGAUCUAAUUGCUGAAUCCACCACAUACGGUCAACCCCUUCCCCCCGGAUCGGCGACGAAUACAAGAGUGAGAAGAAAGAGGCUAAGGCCAACUCCUCCCAAUCAUGGAUACUACGGGUAA